Molecule: messenger RNA, 1257 nt
Organism: Panicum virgatum (switchgrass)
Lineage: Eukaryota; Viridiplantae; Streptophyta; Magnoliopsida; Poales; Poaceae
Product: RRP15-like protein
Exons: 8
Coding region: 85-981 (298 amino acids)
Biological process (GO): maturation of 5.8S rRNA; maturation of LSU-rRNA
Cellular component (GO): preribosome, large subunit precursor
Source: RefSeq, a predicted model, not a curated record
AAACACGGAGAGGAAGGAGGCAGCGCCGCCGCCGCCGCUCCGCUACCGCGCACCCCAAGCUCUAAAACCCUAGUGGCUCCAUCCAUGGCUGCCGCUCCACAGGCCGUGUCGGCACCCCCGUCCUCCGCCGCCGCCCCGAACCCCGGCAAGCGCAAGACGCGGCCCAAGGGCAAGGGCAGCAAGAACAAGGCGAAGAAGAAGAAGCUCGCGCGCUCCGAGCAGGACGACUCCGUCCGCCGCCACCGCAACAAGCCCAGCGCCAAGUUCCUCAAGCUGCUCCGGAAGCGCGCCCGCGACUACAACUCCGACGAUGACGAGGAAGAGGAGGAGCAGGAGCACCCGCCGAGUCCACGCCGCCGCCGCCGUGACGACGACGACGGCGGUGACGACGACGACGACGAGGAGGCCCUAUCCCACUCCGACCAGGAGGAGGACGAUGAGGAAGAGGGGGUCUCCACCUCUGCCGUCACCAGGUUCGAGCAAGGCUGCAGGGCGUUCCGCGUCGCCUUCCUCAAGAUAAUGAACAAGAAGCUCCCUGACGACCCCCUGGGUCCAAUUCUGUCAGCGCACAAGAAAUUGGUCGCGGCCAAGUUGGCCGAAGAAGCAGGGGAGCACAAGCCCAAAGGGGAGGCUAGAAAGGAGAAGCGAGUGGCAGCAGAGAAGGGCCAUGUCAUACCUAAAGACCACUUGGACAGCAAAGAGAAGGAACUCAUCAAGGUUGCUACAAAGGGGGUUGUUAGGCUGUUCAAUGCGGUGAGCAAGGCACAGAAACCUCGGAAAGAUUUGAACCCAUCAAGAACUAAAGAUGCCAAAGUUUUAGCAAAAGAAAGGAAAAACACCUUCCUCGCGGAACUGAAGAUGCCAUCACAUCAAGAUAAAAAGAGCCAGGCACCUUCAAAUUUCUCUAGCGUACUGGCAAAGACGAAGAUGAGCCGGCAUGGGCACCCCUGCGAGACACAUACAUGCUUGGUUCUAAAUUAAAGGACUGGGAUAAAAUGAAGGAUUCUGCUGCGGAGACACAGGCAGAGAUUCCCUUAGGUGACUCUUCGGAUGAGGAAUAGGAAUACAAUCUGUUUACUCGAAGUCAUAUUAGAGAUUGAUUCUGUUGCUGUAUUCCGUGUGCGUUGUUUGUAAAGCGAGAUGAGCUGUGUUUUGGAUAUUCAAAUUAUCAAAUUCACACCCCCUCUCAUCUGUUUUGCAGGCUUUUUUUCAUUGCAUCGCUUUGGUGCUAAAUAUAUAGUAUAUCUUAUAAAUGCA